Molecule: messenger RNA, 821 nt
Organism: Mytilus trossulus (common blue mussel)
Lineage: Eukaryota; Metazoa; Mollusca; Bivalvia; Mytilida; Mytilidae
Product: caveolin-3-like
Exons: 2
Coding region: 129-536 (135 amino acids)
Biological process (GO): caveola assembly
Cellular component (GO): caveola; plasma membrane
Molecular function (GO): molecular adaptor activity
Source: RefSeq, a predicted model, not a curated record
CAACUUGGUGGUUGCUGAUGGUGAUAGAGGAAUCGUCAUAUAAGUUUUUGUUUACAGAGGAAUGUUUAUUUAAAACAUUUUCUUCCAUCUUUAAACAGUGCAGGAAUUCAUUUUUUUAAAUUUCAAGAAUGUCAGAGCAGCAAGCAUCUACAUCAGAAGAAGUUGAUUUGGUUAAUAGAGAUCCAAAUAGCAUAAACGCCCAUUUAGGGUCACUUUGGUUCAAUGAUGUGAUAGCCGAACCUGAUGGAAUUCACAGUAUUGACUGCGUCUGGAAACUUUCAUCGAAAUGUUUCGAAUUAUGGAAGAAACUGUGUUACAUCAUCAUGACCACAUGUUGUGGCAUGUGUAUUGCAGCUGAAUGGGGAUGUGAAUUUGCCUAUAUUGCUUUCUACCAUAUUUGGUUCAUAACACCAUGUAUGAAAGUUCUUGAAAUCAAUUGUGGUGUUUGCCAGAAGAUAUACGCUUUGUGUAUAAACUGUUGUAUGUAUCCACUGUGUGAGGCGUGCGGAGCAAUAUUCAAUGCAUUCAAGAAAUGAGACUUAAUUUCGAUAAACUUUUGAUAAACAGUAACUAUAUACCAAUUUCUAUCUCUAUGAUCGAGUGUGACAUCAGUAUUACUAUGUGCCAUAUAUAAGUAUUCGAAUUUUGAAACCUCAUUCUUUUCAGCACUGCUCAAUGAUUUUCUAACAAAGAAGACUGCGUGCCAUAUGAACAUUUUAAACAGAGAAAACAUCAAUUUUGUUACUGUUGAAAUGUAAAUACAACAUGCCCGUUUUGUUGUUAUUAUAAUUAUUUUUUCCGAUAAAAUUGUACAAUUUUCA